GUUGUCAGUUUUCGUCCGUGCCACGCAGAGCAGCCGGCAAACACAGUGUUAUUCUCGUGAAAAGAUCUUAAAUUGAGUUCUAAAGCAGUUUUAGACUACAGAUAACGAUGGCUAAUUUAAAUUCUGUAUUGACCAAGUUCUAUAAUGAGUACACUGGCCACACAUCUAAGAAGUUGAAAAUAAUCGACGCCUAUUUGCUUUAUGUACUCCUCACGGGGAUCAUUCAGUUUGUCUACUGCUGUUUAGUUGGAACUUUUCCAUUUAAUUCUUUCUUGAGUGGUUUCAUAUCAACAGUGAGCUGCUUCGUGCUCGGAGUGUGUCUCAGACUUCAAGUCAAUCCUGAAAACAAAAAUCAGUUCUACAGCGUGAGCCCAGAGAGAGCUUUUGCAGACUUCAUUUUUGCCCAUGUUAUUCUGCAUCUGGUUGUUAUGAAUUUCAUUGGUUGAUACCGAGAUGUUUUGGUUUCCUUUGUAGGGAAAAUGGAAUACUUAAGGAUAUAACUACAGAGAUUAUUUGAUACUGGUGCUGAACUUCUCUGGACAUGCAGCCAUUCUGAGAAAAAAAUUUUCUAUAACUAAUUAAUUGCUUAGCACACCUCACAAAUGCGAUUUUUAUCAACACAUUUAGAUUUAUAGAGGCACAUGUGAUGCAUUGGCGCUUUGUGAUAUACCAUGUCAAAUAUAAAAGCAUUUUUUGACAGUUUGAUUUCUGUUAAUGUGCUCUGUCUGUGGAAUGUUUUGUAUGUGUAUGUAAAGCUUGAAAAUAUAUAUAUGAAUUAAUAAACAUACAUAAAUU
Thrips palmi is the source of this 795-nucleotide messenger RNA. RefSeq names its product dolichyl-diphosphooligosaccharide--protein glycosyltransferase subunit DAD1 (gene Dad1). NCBI's taxonomy places the organism in Eukaryota, Metazoa, Arthropoda, Insecta, Thysanoptera, Thripidae. The record is from RefSeq and is a predicted model, not a curated record. Gene Ontology annotation, cellular component: oligosaccharyltransferase complex; membrane. Gene Ontology annotation, biological process: protein N-linked glycosylation. The transcript has 3 exons. The coding region runs from base 108 to 446 and encodes 112 amino acids.